AUGGAAAAGCAAAAGGAUUGUAUCGAUUUGGAGAAAAUAGAGAGCUACAAUUUAUUAAACAAUUUAUACCUUGAAAAGUUAAAUAAAGUAUUAGAAAAGGUUGAUGAUUUGUUAGAAACAUUUCAAGAUAACAGACUAGCACUAAUACAAGAAUCAGAGGAUAUUAGCCAACAUUUACAAACUUUAAAUUCGAGUCAAUCAAAUACCGAUGAUAAAAAUAAAAUUAAACAGUUUAUGGGCUUCAAAUCUUGUUACAUUACAGAUAAAAAUCAUAAAAUACCUCCGAAAAAUGUUGACGUGACUUUACGGGAAUCUUUGAAUGUCGUCUCAGCAAACAAUGUCCAACGUUCAAGAUGGUGCAAUGAAGAUUUCAAUACUAUGAUCAAACUAAUCGAAACGGCCGUAGUGAAAAACAAGUGUGAACCUUUGAUUAAAAAAAAAGAAAAAUUAUUGGACACGUUUGAUAUGGAUGAUAAGAAAAACGCUGUCACCAAAGAAGAAAUAACAGCGAUCAGCAAAUCGCUCAAAGAAAUUGACGAAGCUAUCAAAUCCCUGAGCGAAUCCCCAGUGAGUCUGCAAAGUUUGGAAGACUUGGACGGCAAUAACAAUAUCGAUUGGCUUAUGAUAUCUACUAUCAUUGGCAAUAAAAGUUCUAAACAGUGUAAACGUUUAUGGGACUUGUAUCUUAAACCGUCCAUCAACAAAAAGGAAUGGGACGACAAAGAGAAUGAAACUUUAGAAGAGUUAGUCAGAAAAUACGGGAUGCAUGAUUGGCAAACUAUUUCUCAGGAAUUGGGAACUAAGCGAAAGCCCUAUCAAUGCCUGGCUCAGUACCAAAAACACUUGAAAGAUGAGAGCAAUGGUUGGACUCUAGCAGAAGACCAAAAGUUGAAAGAACUGGUUUCCGAAUACAAGGUUGGUCAGCGUAUUUUAUGGAAUCACGUGUUCAAAUAUUUUCCUCACAAAAACUAUGUGCAAAUGGUCAAACAUUACAAGAGAUCUGUGGAUCCCGAAAUUAAAUCCGGGAAAUGGGACGAGAGAGAAGACAAAUUAUUACUAGAUGCCGUCGAUAAAUGUGGCAUGGUGUGGAGUAAAGUAUCGCAGCUCUUGCCCAGCAGAAAUGAGGCUCAAUGUAUGAAUAGGUAUCAAAAUAUUCUUAAUCCCACAUUAAAAUUCGGGAGUUGGAAUUGCGUCGAAGAUGCUAGAAUUUUGAAAUUUGUUAAAACACAUGGAUUCGUAUGGUCAAAGUUGACCGCUUUGCUACCCUCUCGUUCUGAUAACCAAGUUUUGAGCAGAUGCGGAAUCUUGUUGCGAAUAAAAAGAUGUAACACGGACUCCAAAGAAAAAAUGGAGGAAUGCCUUAAAUUAUUGGAGCAAGAAUUGACUCCUUUAUACGACGCAUAUAUGAGGACGCACGAGGAAGAGGCAAAGAACCCUCGAAAAACAUUAGUAACUCAAAACUCCACACUAUCCACCAGGGAUACAAAGCCAGCUGACCAUCCCGACGAAAAUAACAACCAAAAUAUUGAGCCAAAAAAUGAUACCAUUGACGACUUUGAUUUAAAGUGGAAUUUAUUAGGCCCUGAUACUAAUCCAUCUUUAGGAUAUUUGGAUUUUGGAAAAGUGGACGAAGAUGUGUUGGCCCGGAUCAUAAAAAAGUUUAGAUUGAAUAAUAGGGGUCGAUUUAGGACCCGCGUGAUAACCUGCAAAAGGACGAAGAAGCGUAGAAAAUACACUCAUAGAAAAAAAUUGGAGACUGCAAUGAAUCCCGGAGAUUUUAGAUUAGUCCAAUACUUCAAAAAACAGAUAUUUCAAGAUCUCUAUAAUUCGAAUUCGACAAAGAGAUAUUUUAAUGACAAAGUGAAUGCAGAUAACGCAAAUUUAAUGGUGAGGCCUAUGCUCACCGAAAAACAUCAGGAUCAAUUCAAUGAAGAAUACAACGAAAUUUAUGGCGUUAUUCAACAAAUAGUGAAUCGCGAUAUUAAAAUCGUCCCAAAUCCAAGUACUGACAACACUAUUACUAAAUUUUUGGACCACCAUUCUUUCCUUCCACCCUAUAAAGAGAACAUGAUAGCUUGGGCCAACCUUUUAUACUUAAAAUUAUCUCUCGAGACCAAUGCAAGACAUUUAGGCAAUUCUGUAUCCCUUGAGGAAGUUGACGAACCAGGAACUAGUUUGGAAUACAUACAAAAAGAAGUGUCCACUGGUUCUUCCAAUAUUAUCAACAUAGGCGGAAAUGUUCUUACUCCUAUCCUUCUUAAUCCUAUCGAUCACGUGAUGCCUAUGGAUUUAAAUCUUCAAAACCUAAAUGUCAAAGCUAUCCCUUUGAGUUCGGGGUCUCUAAUAAAGGCGGCCUACAAAAUAAAAAUCAAACGUAAGUUCGAUUAUUCACCGUUUAACCCGAAGGAAGGUGGCGGUUCUCGAAUGUUGCCUCCUUGCCUCGAUGCCGAGAGUCGUUUAAUUUUGCCGCAAGCUAUAGUCCCUUACGCUUCUUUCUUGCCAUCCUCCCGGCCUGAAUCCAACCUAACAUCAACUAACGCUAAUUCCUACUUCCGUGCGUCAUCCCUCAAGGAACCCAUACAAAUUUCUGCCAUUUUGAAUGGGCUGGAGCGACAACAACCUUUGUCAGCCUCUACUAUAAAGCCAGCAAUUCAUAUUAAGCCAACGGCUAGUCAAGCAUCCAGGGAUGAAAGGAUUAAGAACGCUCAUCGAAACAAAGUGGAUUACCCUUUGCAGAUUGCUAAGCAAACCAAAGAAUAUGCUGCAUUGAAAUCGUAUCUAAGAUCUAUACUUCUUUAUCCAGCGAUAUUGACACAAGCACCUUUAAAUAAAGAUAAUUGAAAGAAUGUUUAUUUUAUCCUGUCAUUAAAAUUAUUCGCUCAAUAUAAUUAUUAUUAUAUAUAUAUUUUAAAUUUAUAUAUUUAAGCAAUUUGUAUAAUUGAUCUAAUUAUUAUUU
Gordionus sp. m RMFG-2023 is the source of this 2956-nucleotide messenger RNA. RefSeq lists its product as uncharacterized. Gene Ontology annotation, cellular component: snRNA-activating protein complex. Lineage: Eukaryota; Metazoa; Nematomorpha; Gordioida; Chordodea; Parachordodidae. The record is from RefSeq and is a predicted model, not a curated record. The transcript is spliced from 20 exons. Gene Ontology annotation, molecular function: RNA polymerase II cis-regulatory region sequence-specific DNA binding; RNA polymerase III type 3 promoter sequence-specific DNA binding. The coding region runs from base 1 to 2841 and encodes 946 amino acids. Gene Ontology annotation, biological process: snRNA transcription by RNA polymerase III; snRNA transcription by RNA polymerase II.